Molecule: messenger RNA, 2064 nt
Organism: Hypoxylon fragiforme
Lineage: Eukaryota; Fungi; Ascomycota; Sordariomycetes; Xylariales; Hypoxylaceae
Product: PLP-dependent transferase
Exons: 2
Coding region: 136-1959 (607 amino acids)
Biological process (GO): transsulfuration
Molecular function (GO): cystathionine gamma-synthase activity; pyridoxal phosphate binding
Source: RefSeq, a predicted model, not a curated record
CGUAACUUCAACUCAACUCAUACCCACUCACCACCUACUCACCCACACACUCACUCACUUACAUACUUACAUACUUACAUACUUUUACCUCUCUAUCAGCAGACAUAAAUAUAGUAACACAACAGUUAGUCCAAGAUGCCAUUGAUCGAACUAGGGGACUCGAUCCCCCCCAAUACUGCUCACGCCGUGAGCGUUUCGCUUCCUACAUGGAAAUCAAACAUAGGGUACGAGGAGGGAGAGGAAUGGGUUCUCGGCACCAUGGUCACUGGAUAUCCGAGGUUCUUCAUUCAUAAGAGUACCCAAGCCUUCGGUCGUGACAUCGUCGCCAAGUAUGGAACCGCCAACCAGCAAGCUAUGCUCUUCCCAACCAAGAAGAUUGCCAACCGGUGUCUUGAAUUCAUCCGAGAGAAGGCCCCGCAUUCUAUUCUAGCCGAUCUUGACGUUGUUCAUUUGUCCCUAGACCCGGCUAAGAAGAUCCCAUCGACACUACAAUCCGCCAGUCCAUCUAUAUCUGCCAUUCUUUUCUCCCCUGAUGUAUUCCCCUUUGCGAAGCAGUAUUGGCAACACACCGGUGACGGCGUUUCCAGCCGGCGCGCCGAAUUUUGCCAUGGCUUGUUCAAAGAGAAUAUUCUCGUGCUUGAUCAAAAUGUAUCCUCACCCCGCCUGCAAAAUAAACUAUGCCGUGGGCCAAGGAGGUAUCAGCGCGCCUCCAUGGAAGAUCAUAGCAAUGGAUUCAAUGGAGCACAUCAUACUCACCAUUAUCCCGUAACCGCGGAUUCGCCCACAGACAGCGAUAACACGGAUACGCUAGAAACAUCUAGAUUUUUAGAGGAACGAUAUGGAAGAAAUCUGGACCUCUCCCUCGUCCCGAAUGCCAAGUCUGCCAUCCGACGUCGUAUAGCUGGCGUCCUAACUACGGAUAUUGACCUGGAAAGUACAACGGCCUUGCCGACCAUGAGCUCUCACGCACGUGGUAUCUCCAACCUCCAAGAGGAGGACAUAUACUUGGUUCCUUGCGGCAUGAAUGCCAUAUUCACAACCCACCAAACGCUACUGAAAGCCCGUGGGCCUCUUAAGAGUAUCAAUUUUGGAUUCCCCUAUGUAGAUACCCUCAAGAUCCUGCAGAAGUUUGGCCCCGGUGCCGUAUUUUACGGCCAUGGCUCCCCGGCCGACCUGGACGACCUCGAGAGCCGCCUGCGGGACGGAGAGAGGUUCCUCGCUCUCUUUUGCGAGUUUCCCGGCAACCCCUUAUUGACGUGUCCUGACCUCGAGCGUAUUCGGCGGCUGGCAGAUGCGUACGACUUUGCGGUCGUCGUAGACGAGACGGUUGGCACAUUUGUUAACGUCAACGUCCUCCCCUUCGCCGACGUUGUCGUAAGUAGCUUGACUAAGAUUUUCUCCGGGGACUGCAAUGUGAUGGGGGGUAGUAUGAUACUGAAUCCGAACAGCCGAUACUACCAAACCCUCAAAAGCGUCAUGACGGACGAGUUUGAGGACACGUACUGGGCCGAGGAUGUCAUUUUCAUGGAGCGCAACAGCCGGGACUUCGAAUCGCGCAUUGACCGGAUCAAUGCCAACGCCGAGGUUAUCUGCGAGAUACUGCUCGCGCACCCCCUCGUUACCAAGGUGUUCUACCCUAAGUACGUCGAGACGCGGGCUAACUACGAUGUCUGUAAACUACCACACGGAGGCUACGGGGGGCUCCUGUCGUGCACAUUUCAAACCACAGCGCAUGCCAUGGCCUUCUAUGACGCCCUCGACACAGCCAAGGGACCGAGUCUUGGCACUAACUUUACUUUAACGUCGCCGUAUGUGAUCCUGGCGCAUUAUCAAGAGAUGGACUGGGCCAAGAGCCUAGGCGUCGCCCCAGACCUGAUCCGUUUCAGCGUCGGGCUCGAAGAUGACCUGGCAUCUACUUUCACAAAGGCACUCGAGGCGGCUGAGAAGUGUCAAAUUUAGCGAUUACGUAGGAAUGUAUUGGUACGAACCAAGCUAGGUAAUCAUAGAUAUAAAUAAGUAAAAAGGGGAGAAAGUGGAAAGGGGGAAAAGAGGGAAAAAAAAGGG